This is a messenger RNA of Ixodes scapularis (black-legged tick), 495 nucleotides long. RefSeq lists its product as uncharacterized. Lineage: Eukaryota; Metazoa; Arthropoda; Arachnida; Ixodida; Ixodidae. The transcript has a single exon. The annotation marks the transcript as partial. The record is from RefSeq and is a predicted model, not a curated record.
GUCGUGUAUGAAAGUGCAUGUUUUCACCGAUGGCUACUGAAGCCAGGAGAGUCCGUGGACCAGUACGUUACGGCACUGCACGUCCUCGCAAACCGCUGCGAAUUCGGUGAGAUGAAACAACGCAUGAUCCGGGACCGGUUUGUCGUGGGGCUCCAUGACGACAAGCUUUCCGAAAACCUGCAAAUGGACGCCAAGCUGACCUUGUCAUCGGCGUUAGCCAAGGCACGCCUCAAGGAAGUGGUGCACCAGCAGCAGCGAGAACUUCGUUCACGAGAGCCCGGUCAACAGGCCUGUUCUUCGACGAAAGAGGACCUGAACGUAGACGCCUUGAGCCGACGCCGGGAUGCACCUCGAAGAAAUGUCUACGGGUCGGAAACAUCACAUCAGGACAAGCAGUGUUCAUUCUGUGGAGGCGACCAGCAUCCAAGGUCGGUGUGUCCUGCAAGGGCACAGAAGUGCUUCAAUUGCCACACCAAGGGACAUUUCAGCCGGGCC